CAAACGUUUUCUGUUCUCUGAAGACUAGCCAUCAUGCCUGAUCCGUCUAAAUCGGCUCCUGCGCCCAAGAAGGGUUCCAAGAAGGCUGUUACCAAAGCUCAGAAAAAAGAUGGCAAGAAACGCAAGCGCAGUCGUAAAGAGAGUUACUCCAUCUACGUGUACAAAGUCUUGAAGCAGGUGCACCCUGAUACGGGUAUCUCCUCCAAGGCUAUGGGCAUCAUGAACUCCUUCGUCAACGACAUCUUCGAGCGCAUCGCCAGCGAGGCCUCCCGCCUGGCGCACUACAACAAGCGCUCCACCAUCACCUCGCGGGAGGUGCAGACUGCCGUGCGCCUGCUGCUGCCCGGGGAGCUGGCCAAGCACGCCGUGUCCGAGGGCACCAAGGCCGUCACCAAGUACACCAGCUCCAAGUAGAGCGCGCCCGCCGGCAGCCGUGCUUCGGAACCCAAAGGCUCUUUUCAGAGCCACCCACGUUGUUACAAAAAGAGCUUUGAACACGUUUAAUUUUCACUUUUA
Choloepus didactylus (southern two-toed sloth) is the source of this 516-nucleotide messenger RNA. RefSeq names its product histone H2B type 3-B. Gene Ontology annotation, molecular function: DNA binding; protein heterodimerization activity; structural constituent of chromatin. Lineage: Eukaryota; Metazoa; Chordata; Mammalia; Pilosa; Megalonychidae. Gene Ontology annotation, cellular component: nucleosome. The transcript has a single exon. The record is from RefSeq and is a predicted model, not a curated record. Bases 34 to 414 code for a protein of 126 amino acids.